ACUACAGCAGAAUCAAGAUGCUCUAUAUAUUAAUUAAUAAUAAAUCCUUCGAUCACCUGACCUCACUACUCUUACAAAAUACCACUCAGUUACUAGGUAACUACCUAGGUAAUUUAGCAGUAACUAACUAGAGACCAGCUACUACAUACACUGCAGACUGCAGACUGUACACCAUCAUGUCCACCGCAAUCGCCAACUGGGUCGUCUCUCUGACUUCCACCUCUCUCCCUGCAACCGUCUCCCAGGCCGCCCUCCGGAGCUUCUACAACUGGGCCGGCUGCACCGUCGGCGGCGCUGCCCACCCCGCCACAACCAUCGCCUCGCGCACUCUCUCCCGCUUCUUCGGCCCUCCCACUUCCACCUUGCUGGGCUGUCGUCUCGACACCAAGGUGAUUGACGCCCAGCACGCCGCCCUGAUCAACGGGAUUGCCUCGCACGUCCACGACUACGACGACACACACCUCGACACCAUCAUCCACCCGACUGGUCCGGUGGCUGCCGCGUUGCUGAGCGUUUGCGAGACCCUCCACAGACCAAUCCCCGGAAACGACUUUCUCCUUGCCCUCAUCGCAGGGAUCGAAGUUGAAUGUAAACUCGGCUUAGCCGUUUGGCCGUCCCAUUACGAUGUAGGGUGGCACAUCACUAGCACGACAGGCUCUAUUGGAGCCGCCGUCGCCGUCUCCAAAAUCCUCGGUCUAACAAGCGAACAAACAGCUCAUGCAAUCGGACUGGCAGCAACGCAGGUAACGGGUCUGCGGGAGAUGUUCGGCUCGCACACGAAAUCGUUUCAUCCAGGUCGGGCGGCGCAGAACGGACUGUUGGCCGCUCUGUUGGCCGAAGAGGGAUACACGAGUUCGCUGCAGGCACUGGAGGCGAAACGGGGCUGGGUGAAUGUUUCUUCGGAAGAAGCGUUAGCCAACCUGCACAUCCAAGUCGACAGUCUAGGCAAGACGUGGGAGACGGAGAAGAAUUCCUUCAAGCCGUUUCCAUGUGGGAUUGUCAUCCACCCGGUCAUAGACGGGUGUAUUUCUCUCCACAGAAAACAUCUGACCAGUAGUGAAGAAAUCGUCUCCGUCAUGCUUACCGUCCACCCCCUCGUCCUCGAGUUGACAGGGAAGAAAUAUCCCCGCGACGGCCUCGAAGCAAAGUUCUCCGUCUACCACGGCGCCGCCGUCGGCUUGCUCCUCGGCAAAGCCACCCCGGCCCAGUACGAAGAUGCCGUCGUGCUCGACCCCCACCUCGUCCAGCUUAGAGACCGCAUCGCCGCCGUCGCGGAUCCCUCCCUCCGUCCAGAUGAAUGCCACAUCACCCUCACCUUCGAGAAUGGCGCCCGGCUCGAAAAACACGUCGACCAUGCCGUCGGCAGCGUCCAUCGGCCCAUGACGGAUGCACAGCUGCAGGCCAAAUUCCUCGACCAGUGUGUUCCUGUCCUCGGCGUCGACCGCGCAAACAGGGCAAGUGAUUGGUGCUGGGGUUUGGAAGCUCGGGAUGACAUCCGAUCUAUUCAUGAAGUUUUGUAACACUUGUACUAGUUCUACACUUAUUGUAUGCAAAAG
Penicilliopsis zonata CBS 506.65 is the source of this 1556-nucleotide messenger RNA. RefSeq lists its product as hypothetical. The coding region runs from base 177 to 1520 and encodes 447 amino acids. Gene Ontology annotation, molecular function: lyase activity. The transcript is spliced from 2 exons. The record is from RefSeq and is a predicted model, not a curated record. Lineage: Eukaryota; Fungi; Ascomycota; Eurotiomycetes; Eurotiales; Aspergillaceae.